Molecule: messenger RNA, 3388 nt
Organism: Galleria mellonella (greater wax moth)
Lineage: Eukaryota; Metazoa; Arthropoda; Insecta; Lepidoptera; Pyralidae
Product: smad nuclear-interacting protein 1
Exons: 13
Coding region: 107-2095 (662 amino acids)
Biological process (GO): miRNA processing
Cellular component (GO): nucleus
Molecular function (GO): mRNA binding; protein binding
Source: RefSeq, a predicted model, not a curated record
UACUCUAUUGUUUAUGGACUCUGUUACUCGUACGACGCUUCUUUAUACGUCAUUUUUGUUGAGUAUUAUUUCUUAAUUUCUAAUUAAACGUAGUGAUAAAAUCAAGAUGAAAUCUAAAAAACGACAUCAAACAUCUUCCGAGGAUUCAGAACAAUCAGAUGCAAGUGAGAAGUCUACUAGUACAUCUGAAAGUGAUAGUGAAGAAUCAUCUUCAUCGGAACACCACCGGUACAAAAAAAAAAGAAAACGUGCUGAUUCCUCCGAUUCAGAAAGUGAUUCUGAUGAUCAAAAGCGUGUUAAAAAACGUAAACACAAGAAAAAGAAGAAGAAACAUGGAAAGAAAAAGCGACGACACUCUAUUGAAGAAAGUAUGUCGGGAGAAGACGCGUCUUCCGUAAGCGAUGGUGAGAUUUCUUCGAAAAAGAAACGGAAACAUAAGCACAAACACAAACGCGCACGAAGUAUAUCCUUAAGCGACCCAGACGAAUGGCGAGUAGAGCGUCGAUUACAUAGUGUUGUAGAACGCAGAGCGUCUUCUGAAGAUGGCAGUCAACCUUCACGCACAUAUUAUCAGAAGGAGUGCCGUCGUUCAGCAUCAGGUGAUGAUUAUGACAGAGAGCGUGAAAUGCAGAGAUUUUAUCGUGGGUCUAGUAAAGAGCGCAGACACUAUCAGGAACAGUAUGAACGAGAUCGAAAUGACAGAUAUUCCUCAUAUCAUCAAGAAAAGUAUGUUAAAGAGAAAUUUGGCCAAAGUAUGCAUUGUAAUGAUACUUUUGAAGGGCAUGGCCGAAGACAGCAGGUCUAUGAUGAAUAUAGAAGGCGCCAUAAAUACGAAGAGCAACGACCGCAAGAGGAAUAUCGUAGAAGGCCCAGAGAAGACCAUUAUCAUCCUGCAGAAGAACAGAGAGGCUACAACCAUCGAUAUAAUCAGUAUGAAGAUAAAGGGCCCAAACGACGUGUGUACGAAGAGAAUAUCAGACCGGAAUAUCGUGAUCGCGAUCGGGAUCGAGAAAGGCGCGGGCAUCCUGAGCAAGGACGGUACCGUGAAAGGGAAUAUCCUGACAGGAGGGAAAAAUUCCGUGAAGAGGAUUACAUAGACAGACAGCGCGAGGUGCGUCGCGAUAGACAAGGCAGGACGGAUAAGUCAUCUGCGCCACGAGAAAGGGAACAAUCAAGAUCUAGAAGUCCAGAGGACCGCCAGAGGGAUCGAAGUAGGCGACCUGAAGUUAGAGAGAAGAAAGAAGAACGGUAUAGAGAACGAGAGGAACGCGACGGAGAGCGAGCGGGUAGGAACGAGGAUCGUGACGGAGAGCGAGCGGGUCGGAACAACGUCCGCCGGGACGACCGCCGCGACGACCGCCGCGAAGACCUUCGCGAUGACCGCAAGCCCACUAUCAAACUUGAACCCAAAACUAGAGAGCGUAAGAGCAGAUUUGCAGAUGCUGAUGACAAAGAAUACAAUUGGGGUAAGACAGAGGUAAAGAAAGAAGGUGAGAAGAACCAAGGUGAAAAAGAGAAGCCAAACUUUGGUCUUUCUGGUAAACUGACAGCUGAUGCAAACACUGUCAAUGGAGUUGUCAUCAAAUAUACAGAACCUGAUGAUGCUAAACAACCAAAAAGGAGAUGGAGAUUUUAUCCAUUCAAGGGAGACAAAGCCCUGCCGAUCCUAUACAUCCAUCGGCAGUCGGCGUUUCUGAUCGGGCGCGACAAGAAGGUGGCCGACAUCGCAUUGGAGCACCCGUCCAUCAGCAAGCAACACGCCGCACUACAGUACCGUGCCACGCCUUUCGUGCGGCCCGAUGGCACCACCGGCCGUCGUGUGAGACCCUACGUCAUUGAUCUAGAUUCAGCUAACGGUACCUUUGUAAACAACAAGAAAAUAGAGCCGCGUCGAUACGUUGAACUCCUCGAGCGCGAUGUUGUUAAGUUUGGCUUCUCUCAACGAGAAUAUGUACUGUUACAUGAAAACAGUAAAGAUGACGCGCAAGAUGACGAUCAUCAGGAGGCCCCCGCUAUCGGUGAUAAUGUCACAACUACAGAGCAGAUUAAACAAGACAAGCGCGUCAAACAGGAGCUAGCUGAAGACGGGGAGUAAAUAUUAUUCAUAUCCAGUAUUGUUCGGUCACAUCUAGGUACGCUCAAGUGGCAAUAUUAAAUACUAUAUCAUAGAUAGUUUUUUCACUAGACUAAAAAUAUGUUUAGAGAAAUUGCGUUUUUGUUUGUACAAAUGUCUGUAAGAUCUAAAUUAAACGAGAUACCGGUAUAAAAGUAGAAUCUAUUUUAUUUUGUUAAUGCCAUCAUUUUGAUAUAUAUUGUAUCUGUUGUACAUUGAUAUAUAUAUGUAUACAGAUACUGUAUAUAUUUGUCCAAAACGUAAGAAUAAUAAUAUUUACAUACAGUCUGCUGUAGAAAUAUAUGUAUAAUGUUGGAACUGUGCCUGCAUUGGAAAUAUCUAUACUACAAUGCAAUUGUAACUAACAAACAUUGGCUAUUGUUAAGAAAGUCAUCUAUUUUUUUAUCAAAUUACGCAUAGCCCGUUAAAUCAAAACCAUAAAUUUCACUGCGCCAUCUUAAACUAUUGCACGAUAGUUUGAUAAUAAAAAAUUCUUUGGCUUCGUGAUAAUGAAUGCAGGCACCAAUCCAGCAAUGAGAUACAUUUUCUUACUGUGGAAGUUCUCGAUCUGAACGAAACUAAAUAAUUAAAGGACAAUCACAAAACAUUUAUUAUUUAAAUAAAAAUUGAUUUCGGGAAUAAAAACGAUAAUUGAUAAAGAUUUAUUAGUCUUAUUUUAGUUUACUAAAAUUUGUUUUCAAUUGCAGCUUUUAUAUAAAUGACAACUUUUUUUUUAAAUACUCUAUCUAUCUAUCCAUUUAAGAGCUGCGCUCUUGUCGGUGGAGCUCUUGCCACUCACUACGAUUUUCAGCGAGUCUCUUCACCUCUUGAUACGACACGACACCAACUCCUUCCUUGAUCUGCCUGAUGUAACUAUGUCUCGGUCUCCCUCUCCCCCCUUCUUCCUUCUAUCUUACCUUCUAUUAUAAUGUUCAUAAGUUCGUCGUGUCGUAUCAAGUGUCCUAACAUUUUUCCCCUUCUGUCCUCAAUAGUUCUAAUAUUUUUUUUAAAUAUUAUUUUAAAUACUAUAAUUUAAAAAUAUUUUAAAAGGUUCAUGCUCUGUUAGGGCUCCAUUAAUUUGUUUUUUUUUUUUUUCUAUUUCGAUCAAUAUCAGUCGUCUUUUCGUAGUUUCUAUUGAAUUAAUAUUAUAUAAAUAGAUACAUUUAUCAUGUUUAUAUGAUUUUGCAAAAGUUCUGACAAGGCUUGUAAGUUAAAAUACAUAAUUACUAUAUAGAUGGUAAGUUACUUUAAAAUAAAACUAAGUUUCUUAAGUAA